Molecule: messenger RNA, 2671 nt
Organism: Xyrauchen texanus (razorback sucker)
Lineage: Eukaryota; Metazoa; Chordata; Actinopteri; Cypriniformes; Catostomidae
Product: leucine-rich repeat-containing protein 75B-like
Exons: 4
Coding region: 261-1379 (372 amino acids)
Source: RefSeq, a predicted model, not a curated record
CACACAACGGAGCUGCGCAGGAUCCAGUGAAACACGGAGAAAGUGGCAUUUAAAUCAUUUCUCGCGCUGUAUAUUAAAAGUAUUUGAUUAAUUUGAAACUAUAUGGGAAACUGAAGUUACUAAACAACGUGAGAUGCAAUUAUGGUCCUGCGCUUCAUCAUAAACAAUCGCGUUUAUGAGCUAUACUUUACUCUUAUGCUUUAUGAAACAGUCUUCUAUUGUUAAGCUUGAUACUGAGAUAGAAAUAGGAAAGUUGAGACAUGGGAUCCAAGUUGACCAGGCAGAGUAGUUUGGACAGCCAGGCGACUUCCUUUUGGAGAGGAGGACGCCACCAUCACGAGAGCUCUGGGAAUGCGGCGGGGAGGAGUGGGAGAAGAGGAGAGUUUCUGUUUAGUUCUCUGGUGCUGAAUUCGGACAAGCUGCCCGGGAUGAUGCGUAAAUCUAGUCCCAGUCCAUAUGUCCAAAGAGUGGCUUGGGUUCGGGAGAUCCAAUCCAUGCUAAAGGAACAGAAUGUGGAACAAGCCAUCGGCGUGUUGAAACUGCUUAGAAAGGACUUGGGUCUUGAGGGCACAUUUCUUAAUGACAUCCUCUACAAGAAUGCUGCCUUCCUCAACCUAGCGGAUCCAAUCUCCCAUGAGCUUCUGCUCAAUUUGGCCCGUGACAUGCAGUGUCCAAAGCGGGAGUCUGAUGCUCUCAAGUCCUCUGAGAAGAUCUGCAGGCAGCUGAUCUAUCACCUGACGCCUCACUCUAAAUGGAGCAGACAGAACGUGCCCAGGAGGAAGUCCCAAGCCUGUCUUAAAACUACACUGAAAAAGAAAUUAGCUAAUGAUACCGUGGAUCUGUCUGGUAUGCCCCUCUUUGGCCGUGACUUGCAUCGUGUGGCAUACUACCUUCAAAACAUCAGUUCAUCUGUGACAGCAGUGGACCUCAGCUUUACAGAACUACAGGACGAGUGCUUACGGCUUCUUUUACCAUUCUUAGGAGUGCUACCCAAACUCACCACACUUGCCAUCAAUGGAAACCGACUGACUGUAGCCAUCCUUAAAGACCUGAUAGAGGUGGUUAAAGACCCAAAGAAGUUUCCCAGUUUGGCAUGGGUGGACCUGGGCAAUAAUGUAGACAUCUUCACAGUACCCCAGCCAUUACUGGUUGCCCUUCGCAGAAGAUUUGGAAUAAAAAGCAGCUUGCCUACCAUCUAUGAAUACAAUGAGGGCCAGGGCAAUAGAUACUGCUUAGAGACUUCAAUUGAAGAAAUCAGUGUAUUUGAGGAGGAACAGGAGGAGGAUAGAUAUGAUGAUCUGGAUGAUAAUCUGAUGCUUGAGCCCUGGAAUGAAGAAGAGAAAAGUAGUAACAUUACACUUCAUAUCUGUGAAAGGUGAUGGCCCCACAUGGUUCUCUUGCUCCUUUUAUACUAUGAGUCAAGGUCCAGUUUAUCAGCAUUGUCAAUGCAUGAAGCACCCUUUCACCACAAACCCUGACUGGAGCUACUAAAAGUGCCAUGAGAGAAAAUGGCCAUGGAAGUCUGGAGUCUUGAGGUGGGAUUUUAGAAGAACAGAAUGGUAUGUUAGAGAGGGAAGAAGGUCCGGACCUGUUACACACUCUGAAGAGAGACUGUAGCCUUCUUGCUCAGUCCUAGUAACCCAAACACACAGUGUACAUCACUGUCUUAGUCCAAGUGCUACAACAAGCAGCAGCCAAACCUUUGUUUGCCUCCAAAGUUUGUUCACCCUAAAAUGAAAGGUGAGAGAAUAGAGGAAAAGGAAAAGGGCUACUGGAGUGCCUACGGACUACAAAAGAUACUGAUGCUUGUGUGUGUGUGUGUGUGUGUGUGUGUGUGUGUGUGUGUGUUGAUAUGGAAGCUAGGGAGUUAGGGAGUGAAAAUAUAUUUGGAUUUUUUUUUCUUUAUUUUUAGUUGAUUCAUGUCUAUAUUUUGUAUUUAAAAAAAUAAUUUGAUGUAACAGAGGCAAACUAAUAAUAAUAAUGUAUUAGUUCUUCAUGCUGUGUGUGUGUUUGUGUGCGGUUGGGUUUGGGUGGUUUACGAGGACUUUUUUUAAGGUUACAAACUGGUAAUUACAAGGGUAUGAUGCUAUAAAUUAUAGUGUCCCCAUAAUUAAAAUAACUUAAAAACCAUACUAAACUAUGUUUUUUGGAAAAUGUAAAAGUGCAGAAAGUUUUUUAUUGUGAGGGGUAGGUUUAGGGGUAGGGGAUAGAAUCUAUAGUUUGUUCAGUAUAAAAAAUAAUUAUGUCUAUGGAGAGUUCUCAUAAGGAUAGCUGCUUCAAUGUGUGUGUGUGUGUGUGUGUGUGUAGAGAGAGAGAGAGAGAGAGAGAGAGAGAGAGAGAGAGAGAGAGAAAAUCCAUGCACCUUUGCUCCACAGGUGGUACCUACGAUGUUUCCUUUACAAGACGCAUGUCUGAUUUGCUCUUUACAUGGUAUGCUUUUUCUGUUGGCUGGUCAUCUCCAGUCUUUGACCUUUUAUGGUCUGUUUAUGACUCCAACAUCACAUUUUCAUUGUAGUAAAAUAAUGCAAUCAUCAUUUUAUUGUCAUAAAAUGUGUGACUUUGAGCAUUUGCAAAUAUUCUUUAUAUUUUAAACUGUUUUAUAAUGAACAGUUAUAUCGUGAUUGUUCUUGCUACAUUAUGUGAAAUAAACUCUAUAAUUGUUAGAAAGCUG